Messenger RNA from Brassica rapa (field mustard), 997 nucleotides. RefSeq names its product CASP-like protein 5B2. Gene Ontology annotation, cellular component: membrane. The record is from RefSeq and is a predicted model, not a curated record. Lineage: Eukaryota; Viridiplantae; Streptophyta; Magnoliopsida; Brassicales; Brassicaceae.
AAACAUACAAGAAAAGUGGGUCAUUGUCAUACUCAAAAAGGGAUGGUGACGAACCUUACUAAGAUAGCAAAGAACAGGCAAUUCAUUAAAGAUUAUCAUACCAGAGGAACAUGUUACAUAAUUCAAACUAAGUAUUUCAGUGAUUGAUUGCGUAAUUAACGUUUAAUUAAUUCAAUCGAAAUACCAAAAAAAAAAAAAACUAAUUAACACUAUUAACUACGCCACGUCGGCCUUUACCUCUGAGUCAACUCGCUCACGAGCCUAAAGUGGAUAUGUCAAAGGAGAAAGACAAAAGAAGCUUAUAAUCGAAGCUAGAUUCAUUUCCGGAAACUCCCAUAGAGUGAGAGUUCUCAUCUGCAUUUGCCACUCCCCGCCAAAACUCCUCUUUAAUCAGAGUUUCUGGGUUUAGGGUGUUUACAUUUGGAGAUGAAGAAGAUAAUCGGAGGUCCAGGAACUGUGUGUGGUCUGUUACUUAGAAUCGGACAAUGUGCUUCUGCUGCUGCUUCAAUCGGCGUUAUGCUCUCUUCCACCGAGUUCUAUAACCGCACUGCCUUCUGCUACUUGAUUGCUUCGAUGGGUCUUCAGUUGCUGUGGAGCUUUGGCCUCGCAUGUCUUGAUGUUUAUGCUCUGAGGGGCAAGAAAGAUCUCCAAAACCCAAUCUUGGUUAGCUUAUUCGUCGUUGGUGAUUGGGUGACUGCAAUGUUAUCUCUUGCAGCUGCGUGUUCAUCAGCAGGAGUUGUAGUCUUAUUUGCCAGAGAUCUUAAGUAUUGCAAUAUCCGUGAGCAGUUUUCAUGUCUUAGGUAUCAAGUAUCUGUAGCGUUGGCUUUCGUCUCUUGGUUUCAGAUUGCUGUUUCUUCUCAUGUCACAUUUUGGAUCUUAGCCUCUGUUUAGUUUUCUUGAAACGUUGAGAACAACAUCUUGUAGCUUUUGAUGAUGUAUAACGUUUGGUUCAAAUCAUAUGUUUCUUGAAAUUAAAGCUUAUAUCACUUAAAAGAUA